This is a messenger RNA of Propithecus coquereli (Coquerel's sifaka), 3321 nucleotides long. RefSeq names its product complement component 8, beta polypeptide (gene C8B). NCBI's taxonomy places the organism in Eukaryota, Metazoa, Chordata, Mammalia, Primates, Indriidae. Gene Ontology annotation, biological process: immune response. The record is from RefSeq and is a predicted model, not a curated record. The coding region runs from base 196 to 1968 and encodes 590 amino acids. The transcript is spliced from 12 exons. Gene Ontology annotation, molecular function: protein binding. Gene Ontology annotation, cellular component: membrane attack complex.
UUCUCAUUGGUUUCCAGAGUGACGGGUAAGUUUUCGGUCUGUGCAAAGUCUAAGGAGUUUGCAGGCACUGGUGGCUGUCUGUUUACUCUGCUGAGCUGUUUGCUUUAUGGGGGCAGGAGCUGACAGUGGCCCUCCCUGUGUAGGCUUGUCAUGGAUCUAGGAGCCUCGGUGGCAUCUCCUGUCACAUAGGAAAAAAUGAAGAGAUCCAGGACAUGGGCUUGGAGGGCACCGGCAGAGCUGUUUCUUCUCUGCGCUGCGCUGGGUUGUCUCGGUUUGCCUGGCUCCAGAGGUGAAAGGCUGCCUUCCUUUGAGUCAAGUGUAGUCAACAAGAGCUUUGCUAAGAACAGACAGACACGGAGUGUGGAUGUGACCCCUAUGCCUAUAGAUUGUGAGCUGUCCAGCUGGUCCUCCUGGACCACGUGUGACCCCUGUCAGAAGAAAAGGUACAGACACGCCUACUUGCUCCGGCCAGCUCAGUUCCAUGGGGACCCGUGCAACUCCUCUGACAAGGAAGUGGAAGACUGUGUUACCACCAGACCAUGCAGAAGUCAAGUGCGAUGUGAAGGUUUUGUGUGCCCGCAGACAGGGAGGUGUAUAAACCGCAGACUUCUCUGCAAUGGGGACAAUGACUGCGGAGACCAGUCGGACGAGGCAAACUGUAGAAGGAUUUAUAAAAAGUGCCAGCAUGCAAUGGACCAAUACUGGGCAAUCGGCAGUCUGGCCAGUGGGAUAAAUUUGUUCACCAACAGUUUGGAGGGCCCGGUUCUCGAUCACAGGUAUUAUGCUGGUGGAUGCUCCCCGCAUUUCAUCCUGAACACAAGGUUUAGGAAGCCAUACAAUGUGGAAAGCUACAUGCCACAGACCCAAGGCAAAUAUGAAUUUGCACUGGCAGAAUAUGAAUCGUACUCAGAUUUUGAGCACAACGUCAUAACGAAAGCAACUGGAAAGUCUAGUUUCAGUCUGGGUUUUAAAAUAACUGGAAAAUUUGAACUUGGCAUUAAUAGCCAAAGUGACCGAGGCAAACAUUAUAUCAGCCGAACCAAACGAUUCUCUCAUACUAGAAGCGCAUUUCUGCACGCGCGCUCUGACCUUGAAGUAGCACAUUACAAGCUGAAACCCAGAAGCCUCAUGCUCCAUUACGAAUUCCUUCAGAGAGUCAAGCGGCUGCCCCUGGAGUACAGCUACGGGGAGUACAGAGAUCUCUUCCGCGAUUUCGGGACCCACUACAUCACCGAGGCCGUGCUCGGGGGCAUUUAUGAAUACACGCUCAUUAUGAACAAAGAGGCCAUGGAGAGAGCAGAUUAUUCUCUUAGCAACGUCCAUGCUUGUGCCAAAAACGAUUUUAAAAUUGGUGCUGCCAUUAAACAGGUCUACGUCAGUCUGGGGGUGUCGGAAAGCAAGUGCAGGGGUAUUCUCAAUGAAAUCAAAGACAGAAACAAGAGGAGCACCAUGGUGGAGGACUUUGUAGUCCUCGUACGAGGAGGGGCAAGUGAGCACAUCACCGCCCUGGCAUACAAGGAGCUGCCAACCGCAGAACUGAUGCAGGAGUGGGGAGACGCAGUGCAGUACAACCCGGCCAUCGUCAAGGUUAAGGUGGAGCCUCUGUAUGAACUAGUGACAGCCACAGAUUUUGCCUUUUCUAGCACAGUGAAGCAGAACAUGAAACAGGCCCUGGAGGAGUUCCAGAAGGAAGUCAGCUCUUGCCACUGUGCUCCGUGCCAAGGGAAUGGAGUCCCUGUGCUGAAAGAAUCACGCUGUGACUGCAUCUGUCCUGUUGGAUUCCAAGGCCCAGCCUGUGAGAUCACCGAUCAGAAAAAUGUUCCUGUUGAUGGGAAGUGGAGUUGCUGGUCAAACUGGUCUUCAUGCUCUGGAGGACAGAAAACAAGACAAAGGCAGUGUAACAAUCCACCUCCUCAGAAUGGGGGCAGCCCCUGCUCAGGCCCUGCUUCAGACACGCUCACCUGCUAGGGGAGGGAGAGCUUCUAGCAGAUGAUACCGCUGUGGGAUGCAACAGUGAGAGCUCUGAGCCCUCCAGAACUCAGGCCAGCUCGCCCCACACCACCUCCCACCUGGGCUCACCCAAGGGCGGGGGCAGUGCCAUUCAGGCUGUUUAAAAUAUAGACAUUAGUUUGUAAAAUGCACAUUGAUUUGGAUUGUGAGUUAAAUAAAAAUUGUAGGUUCCUUAAGGGCUUAAGCAUCUUUACAAUCCUCACUUUGCUCACUCUACAAUUUUAUUUCAUUCAUAUUUACUACCAACCAGGAACUGUAUUGGAAGUUGUUCACGUUGAGGCUCCACAAUCUGUCAGUGACUAGCACAUAGUAGCUGUCUAAUAAUGAAUCGAUGAAUGGAUAUUAAGUUGUUCUUUCCUUGACAAGUACCAGGUCUUGGUCAAUAAUUACUGGCAGUUAAUGUUUAUUGGAUAAGUACUAUGUGCUAGCCACUGAUUCGGUGUUUUAAUUCAUCCCAUCCUCAUGACAACGAGAUGCUGUUAUUAGCCCUAUUAAACAAUUGGGGGAACUGAGGCUUAGAAUAGUUAAGUAACUUGUCCAAAGUUACACAGUUGGAAAGUGGCAGAGCUGGGCUGCAAACUUGGACUAUAGAGUUUUAAAUUCUUAACUAUGAUGCUCUCUUAGCUCUCAGUAAGUGAUUAACAAGAAAUUUUGAAUGAAAUAAAACACAGCAGAAAGUACUAUGGAUGUAUGUGUGUGUGUUGUUGACAAAUCUCUCCCUGCUCCCUUCUGAGAAGGUUGGAUCCUGGUCCCUCAGCUCACUUUGAUGCUGAGCACAGGAAGGGCAUGCUUGUGCACGUCAGAAGCAGAGUUGUGGGGCAGAGCAGAAUUGUUGUGCUUAAUGAAGGAGUGACAUGAGUGGGUGUCCAGGAGAGAUUCUUCCUGAAUGAGGGAAAGUUAAAGAUAAACGACAGAAGGCCAUGGUGGCUGGAAGAGGAAUCACGUUAAGGAGAAAUUCAAGUCGAUGAUCGUGGGACAAUAUGCAAUGUAAACCCUCCCCUACAUCCCCUAUGAAAUUGUCAGUACAUUCUACUUUGCUCACUCACGCUUUUGUGCAAAUACCAUUUUGGGAGGGGAGCUUGAUGAGGAGAAUAAGAAGACAACUGAUGUUUAGGAUACCAAAAACCAAAAUAUUUUUUGUUUACUAGAUUGUCAAGUAAAUAACACUUACGCUUUAUUUCUCUUGGUCAUUCCAUCACAUUCAAACAUCCCUCAAUAUUUCAUUUGCUCUUGAACAUUUCCUGUCUGAUUGAAGUACGUCAGGUGAAUGUGUUGAAAUAAAAUUGGUGGGGAAAAUAAAGCCCUUGGCUA